Messenger RNA from Musca vetustissima, 756 nucleotides. RefSeq names its product serine protease SP24D-like. The transcript is spliced from 2 exons. Gene Ontology annotation, biological process: proteolysis. The record is from RefSeq and is a predicted model, not a curated record. Bases 1 to 756 code for a protein of 251 amino acids. Gene Ontology annotation, molecular function: serine-type endopeptidase activity. Lineage: Eukaryota; Metazoa; Arthropoda; Insecta; Diptera; Muscidae.
AUGGGCAAAAUUUCGUUGAUAAUUUUUGCAUGUAUUGUUGCCGCAGCAACGGCCACUCCAACCGGACGUGUGGUUGGUGGUCAAGAUGCCUAUGAGGGUCAAUUUCCUCAUCAGAUUUCCUUGAGACGUAAUGGCUCGCAUACCUGUGGUGGUUCGAUUAUUUCGAAAAAUUUCAUUCUAACCGCUGCCCAUUGUGUUGGCACCACCGAUGCUCAGGGUGAAUAUUAUACUUAUCCUGCUUCAGUGUUCACUGUACGUGCCGGUAGCAAUGACCGCUUCCAAGGUGGUGUGCUCGUGAGAGUGGCCGAAGUGAUUACCCACGAAGAUUAUGGCAACUUCUUGAAUGAUGUUGCCCUGUUGCGUUUGGAGGAGCCUUUGAUCUACUCAAAGAAUAUCCAACCCAUUGCUUUGGCUACAGCCGAAGUACCACCAGGCGCUCCAGUCAUAAUUUCCGGUUUUGGUCGCAUCAAGCAUGGCGGUGAUAUCCCUCAGAAGUUGCAAUGGAACACCUUGACUGCCAUUACACGCAGUGAAUGUAAACGUUUGAUCAAUUGGGAUUCCGAUGCCUUGAUCUGCUUGGCUCAUGAGGCCAACAAUGGUGCCUGCAAUGGUGAUUCCGGUGGCCCAGCUGUGUAUAACGGUGAAGUUGUGGGUAUUGCCGGUUUCGUUUAUGGCGGCUGUGGCAACAUCUAUCCUGAUGGUUAUGCUAAAGUUUAUUAUCAUCGCGAUUGGAUUAAGGAACAUUCCGAUUUGUAA